This is a messenger RNA of Pieris macdunnoughi, 2445 nucleotides long. Lineage: Eukaryota; Metazoa; Arthropoda; Insecta; Lepidoptera; Pieridae. The record is from the annotation of a GenBank genome assembly.
AUGACAUUUGAUGAAGCAGGAUUUCCCAACUAUGUGAUGGAUGAAAUAGACAAAAUGGGAUUUUCGAAACCCACUCCUAUUCAAGCUCAAGGAUGGCCUAUUGCUUUAAGUGGUUGUGACAUGGUGGGCAUUGCAUCUACUGGAUCUGGUAAAACUCUAUCAUAUAUAUUACCAGCAAUUGUUCACAUAAAUAAUCAGCCCAAAUCAAGUAGAGGGGAUGGACCCAUAGCACUUGUGCUAGCCCCAACAAGAGAGUUGGCUCAACAGAUACAAGAAGUUAGUGACAAAUUUGCCAAUACAUCAAAAAUCCAUAAUACCUGUUUAUUUGGUGGAGCACCAAAAGGACCUCAAGCUAGAGAUUUAGAUGCAGGAGUUGAAAUAGUUAUAGCUACACCAGGUAGACUUUUGGAUUUCUUAGAAAGUGGAAGAACGAAUUUGAAAAGGUGUACAUACUUAGUACUAGAUGAAGCCGAUAGAAUGUUGGAUAUGGGAUUUGAACCCCAAAUAAGAAAAAUUAUUGAACAAAUUAGACCAGAUAGGCAAACCCUGAUGUGGUCUGCUACUUGGCCUCGUGAAGUACAAUCACUUGCUUCCGAAUUUCUCAAGGACUACUUGCAAAUUAAUGUUGGGUCUCUUCAACUAGCUGCUAACCACAACAUUCUACAAAUAAUAGAUGUUUGCAUGGAAUAUGAAAAGGAGACAAAACUUAGUACCCUACUAAAAGAAAUAAUGGCUGAGAAAGAAAACAAGACUAUUAUUUUUAUAGAGACAAAACGGAGAGUUGACGAUAUAACAAGAAAAAUGAAAAGAGAUGGGUGGCCAGCUGUGUGUAUUCAUGGAGAUAAAUCUCAAAAUGAAAGAGAUUGGGUAUUACAAGACUUCCGAAGUGGCAAAGCUCCUAUUCUUGUAGCUACAGAUGUUGCAGCAAGAGGUUUAGAUGUGGAUGAUGUCAAAUUUGUAAUAAAUUUUGAUUAUCCUAGUAAUUCUGAGGAUUAUGUUCACCGAAUUGGAAGGACUGGGCGGACAAACAAAACUGGAACGGCUUAUACAUUUUUCACCCCUUCUAAUGCUGCCAAGGCUGCAGACUUAGUUUCAGUUUUAAAGGAAGCAAAACAAGUUGUAAAUCCUAAACUUCAGGAAUUAGCAGAACGAGGCAGUGGAGGUGGCCGACGGCACCGCGGUCGAGGAGGCAGAUAUCGUCGAGGACGGCGUUCUCGUUCUCGAACUCGAUCUCGUGAUCGCCGCCGCCGCUCCCGCUCACGGUCCCGCGAUCGCCGACGCCGCCGCCACAGUUCAUCCAGAUCCUCCAGAAGUCGGUCUUCGAAAUCGUCGCGAAGCCGCUCACGCUCCCGUUCCCGUUCAAGAUCCCGUUCUCGAUCAGGCAAGUGUAGUCCACACAAGGAUGCUCAACGAGCGAAUCAGACACCAUCCCAAGGGUUGUUGCCAACUCCCAAACCACUGCUGCCAACGCCCGUCGGCCCCCAACUGCUUCCUACUGUAGAUAAAUCUAAUUCACGAGAGGUCUCGACUCCUCGCAAUGAGCCGAGAAGUAGAAAUAAUCACAAUGUAGCAAGUGAUAAUACAAAUAAUGUUCAACAAGCACCUAACGAAAUUCCUUCAUUGCUGACAAUGAAUCCUCAAAUGAACAUGUGUAUGCCCAUGCCGCCUAUGAACGGUCAGAAUUACGUUGUACCCACAUACUUCCCCGACCAGUACGGCAACAUGAUGAUGGGUGCCCCCUUCCAAGUCUCCUCUUGGGGCGCUCCUCCUCCGCCUCCCCCUCCUCCUCCCGAAGGCCAAAGUUACGGGCAAAGUGGUUUGGGUCAUGGUGGCGUAGACUCAGAUUCCAGAAAAAGAGACCGGCCUGGACUCGAGAGUUCGAGCCAAUACCACAGCGGGGGACUCGGCUCUAACAGAGCUUCGGACUACGGAGGCGGGUUAGGCUCGGGUGAUGGGCCGAACUACGGCGGCUUAGGCUCCGGUGGGGGCCUGGGCUGUGACGAGCCCGAUGCUAGAUCGCGGGGCUCUCACGACCGACGCAGGCGUGGAAGAGGACGAGACCGCGACGGUUUCAAUUCAGAAAACUCGAGCAGUGAUAUCGGCUUGGGCGCGCCCGGCCUUGGCGGUUUGGGCUCUGGCGGUCUCGCCGUACCCCACGGGAGCCUCUUGCCGCGCAUGCUGCCUCAGAAAGGCGACGGCGUUGGACCACAAGGCGCUAACUUUACCGUUUUCGGAUCUUACGGAUCUAAAAACAAAAGAAACCAAGAUAGUGGUGAAUAUGGUUAUCCUAAUAACAGCAAUACCGACGGCAAUAUGGAGUACCAUGGGCAACAAAAUUUCGGACCCGGCAGACCUUGCGGGGGUGGAUUGGACCAGAACGGUGUGCAGGCAAAUGGCUCCGUGGGGUACCAUAAUGACCGCCAGGGUAACCGCUACCGACGGUGA